This is a messenger RNA of Parasteatoda tepidariorum (common house spider), 1723 nucleotides long. RefSeq names its product dipeptidyl peptidase 2. Gene Ontology annotation, biological process: proteolysis. Gene Ontology annotation, cellular component: vesicle. The record is from RefSeq and is a predicted model, not a curated record. Gene Ontology annotation, molecular function: serine-type exopeptidase activity; dipeptidyl-peptidase activity. NCBI's taxonomy places the organism in Eukaryota, Metazoa, Arthropoda, Arachnida, Araneae, Theridiidae.
UAUGUUUUGGGAACGGAGCGGUUAAAACGUGUUCUUCAAAAAGAACUGUUUUUCCAAAUUUAUCAUAUACUAAAAAAGAAUAAAGUAGUUGUGAUGCUGUGAAGUCACUGAGAUCAGCUAGAUUUAGAAAAUGGCUGUUCUAUAUAUUUUAUUUCUAAUUAGUUUGUUAGCUGCGAGCUCAAAUUGCUCAAAUUAUGUUGAAGAUUAUUUUGACCAACAAAUAGAUCAUUUUAAUUUCGAAUCAAAUAGUAAUCAAACUUUCAAGCAAAGGUUUCUUUACAACGAUACUUGGUGGGACAGAGGAAGAGGGCCUAUUUUCUUUUAUGCUGGAAAUGAAGGCGAUAUUGUAGGAUUUUGGGAAAAUACCGGAUAUAUGUUCAAAAUUGCUCCACAGUUUCAAGCACUAGUGGUUUUCGUUGAACACAGGUACUAUGGAAAAUCUCUUCCUUUUGGCCAAGACAGCUUUCAGCCUAAAUCCAUUGGACUUCUGAGCAUUCAACAAGCACUCGCGGAUUAUGCUUUUUUCUUAAAAAGCUAUAAGAAGAAAUUGAAUGCUGAUGAUUGUCCAGUAAUUGCUUUUGGUGGAAGUUAUGGAGGAAUGCUGGCUGCUUACAUGAAAUUUAAAUACCCAAAUAUCAUAACCGGAGCAAUUGCUGCAAGUGCACCCAUAUACCAAGUGGCUGGAAAAUUAUCAGGAGAUAUUUUCUUUCAAGCUGUUACCAAAGAUUUUCAAAAAGAACCUGGAUGUGAAAACCAAGUUCGAGCAGCAUUUGGACAAAUACAAAAGUGGGCAGCAGAAGGAGCAUCAGGUCUUCGAGAUAUUUCUCGAGCAUUUCAUCUGUGCAAACCUUUAGCUGAUAAUAAAGACUACGAUCAUUUUUUACGAUGGAUUCGAAACUCAUUUGUGUCUGCUGCUAUGAUGGAUUAUCCUUAUCCGGCUACAUUCAUGGGCAAUUUUCCAGCAUUUCCAGUGAAAGUAAUGUGUUCCCGUCUUCUGAAUGCUACAAGACCAGUUGAUGGGCUUUAUUCUGCUGCAGCUUUGUAUUACAAUGCCUCUAAUCCACCAGUCCCAUGUUUCGAUAUAUAUCAAGAAUAUAUUUACUGUGCUGACCCUACUGGAUGUGGCUUAGGAUCUGAUAGUAAGGCUUGGGAUUACCAGGCAUGCACCGAAAUUAACUUAGAAGGAAAUACCAAUGGUAUAAAUGACAUGUUUCCUGCUCUUCCUUUUAAUUCCACAAUGCGAGAUGAUUACUGUCUGAAGGCGUGGAAUGUACUGCCUAGAAGAAAUUGGCUUGAUGUGCUUUACUGGGGAGAAGAUAUUGCAUCAUCUUCAAACAUUGUGUUCAGCAACGGAAAUUUGGAUCCCUGGGCUCCUGGAGGGGUUCUUCAGGAUAUUUCUGACACAUUGGUAACAGUUUUAGUUGACGGUGGAGCCCAUCACCUUGACCUCAGGGCCGAUAAUCCACUAGAUCCACCAUCGGUUGUCGCAGCCAGAAGCUUCGAAACCAGAAAUAUACAGAAGUGGUUGCAUGAUUAUUACGGCAAACAUUAAAGUUUGUUUUCAUUCUAGACUUGAAAAUUUGAAGUUAAAAGCUACCGAAUAAUGUUACGAAAUGUCAACAUAUGUAAUUUCAUAUUCUUAACUGAAGUAGCAUAAGUUAAUAUAAAUAAUUUAGUUAAUGUUUCCACAGUUUGUACUUUUAAUAAAGAAAUUGUUACGAAA